AUGACAAUCUCAGAAUCGGAUUUUCACGUUAGCCCUGUUCAGGGCGCCAGGAGAGUUGUGCCAUCGGAGCGGCCAGCCGUUGAGAAUACCAUCACUACCAUGAAUGGUAAUCACCGUGUAAGUACCGACGAUGAUGGCAAAGCAGACCACGAUGGACACCUAAAGAUAUCGCGAGAAACUAGAAUAGCCACCAGCAUACGAAGCAUCUUGGAAGACAUAGGAGAAGAUCCCAACCGAGAGGGCCUUCUCAAGACCCCUGAACGGUAUGCUAAGGCUAUGCUCUUCUUCACUAAAGGGCAUGAGGAAAGUGCAUACGAUAUCGGAAAAGAUGCCAUCUUCAAUAUAGACCAUAAUGAGAUGGUCCUGGUCCGCGGUAUUGAAGUGUUCAGUAUGUGUGAGCAUCAUCUCAUUCCAUUUGUAGGCAAGGUUCACAUUGCAUACAUCCCCAAUGGUCGUGUGUUGGGGCUGUCUAAGUUGGCUCGAAUUGCGGAGGUCUACGCGCGCAGACUGCAAGUCCAAGAGCGUCUCACGAAGCAGAUCGCUCAGGCCAUUGAGGACCUUCUACGGCCCCAGGGGGUCGCUGUUGUGAUAGAGUCAGUUCAUAUGUGUAUGGUUAUGAGAGGUGUUCAGAAGAGCAGUGCUAUGACUACGACCAGUUGCAGGACAGGCAUAUUCAAGGCAAGCAGGGCAGCGGAAGAGGAGUUUCAGUUCCUCUUGCAGCUGAAGCAGAAUUGA
Molecule: messenger RNA, 735 nt
Organism: Aspergillus nomiae NRRL 13137
Lineage: Eukaryota; Fungi; Ascomycota; Eurotiomycetes; Eurotiales; Aspergillaceae
Product: GTP cyclohydrolase I
Exons: 3
Coding region: 1-735 (244 amino acids)
Biological process (GO): tetrahydrobiopterin biosynthetic process; tetrahydrofolate biosynthetic process
Cellular component (GO): cytoplasm
Molecular function (GO): zinc ion binding; GTP cyclohydrolase I activity; GTP binding
Source: RefSeq, a predicted model, not a curated record